Messenger RNA from Rhinichthys klamathensis goyatoka, 2106 nucleotides. RefSeq lists its product as uncharacterized. Lineage: Eukaryota; Metazoa; Chordata; Actinopteri; Cypriniformes; Leuciscidae. Gene Ontology annotation, molecular function: RNA polymerase II cis-regulatory region sequence-specific DNA binding; DNA-binding transcription factor activity, RNA polymerase II-specific. Gene Ontology annotation, biological process: regulation of transcription by RNA polymerase II. The transcript has 3 exons. The record is from RefSeq and is a predicted model, not a curated record. The coding region runs from base 157 to 1350 and encodes 397 amino acids.
AUGGUCAGUUGUUUUAUAUUCACCCAACGAAGGGAAUGAUUUGGUUGGCCAGCUAAUUGACGUUCGCCUCUUCAGGGUUAUACGUAGAGCGGUGCGCUUCGUCUACUCUUAAGAUAUUACAAUAUUGGCGAAAAGUUAUUUUAAACGAUUAAGGAAAUGGAGGUAAACGGUGGUCCUGCAAACCCCGCAGUGAUCGCUGAGGUAUCGUUCUCGUUUCAAGAUGAACUGACUGCGACCCUUCAAAACGCGCUCGGUGUUGCGGUAGAGAUCGCCGUUGCGGAGAUCACCAGACUGCUUGACAGAGCGCUGAGAGAUGUGCAGGGCAAGAUUCAAGAGGCUCUUCGGGACAACAGUGCGCUCAAGUUUAGGCUGCAAACUGCUGAAACGCAACUUUCUACUGUGUGUGGUCGCCUGGAUCAACAGCCACAGAGACUCGAUGAUUUUCUCAUCGGUAGUACCAAACAGUUGGUGACAAACCCUCCAAUCAGCUGUGGCAAGGUUCAGCGUGGGGGUCGGCAGUUAAAUACCCUUAACGUAGGACAACAAACCGAGCCCACUGUGAACUCGGAACAUGAUUAUGAGGUUUGUGGAUCCAAGGGAACUAACGUUAAUAUAUUCCAGCGAGGAUCAAUCCGUGGGAACCAAAAUGGAGGCGCGUGCGCUCAGACUUUAAACUCGGAUACACUUGAGGAAUCAACUCACUAUAGAUUAGAUGACACAAAUGACAUCAAGAAUGAUCAACACAGUAUGACCAAAACUGACCAGACAUGUGCUGGGACAGUUACAAGUGAGAGGUCAUCCCUUGAAGUGGCUGUAAAAGUGGAGAAAGAUGAGAGUUAUGAUGACCCAAUCCCAGUGUCCCUCUCUGUGGUGGAGGAGCCCAACUCAGACAGCCUUUCUCUGGCUCAGUCUCGACUAUUGGAAGACUGGAGACCUGAGCCAUUGCACACAGAGAGCUGCCAAUCAAACAUGCACUUUCAGUCCACCAACCAACCCCUAGACCUAGAUUUCCUGUCGUCCUCAAGCUCAGGUCAACAAGCCCACUUCCCAAAGCUCCACAACAACCAUUAUAAGAGUCUUGUUUGCCAUGCGUUUCCCCCCGGCCGGAGCCCUUAUCAUUGUAGCCUAUGUGGGCGAGACUUCAACCGUAAGCACCAUCUCAAGAUCCAUCAGAGGAUCCAUACAGGAGAGAGGCCAUACACUUGCUCUAUAUGCAGCGCACGCUUCCGUCACGCAUUGACACUCAAGCGCCACUUCCGCCUUCAUACGGGAGAGAAACCUUAUGUUUGCGGUCAGUGUGGAAAAAAGUUUCGAAAUGAUGGUGGAUUGAAGGUUCAUCAGUGUUCAUGACAACAGUUGUGUAAAUUCACUAUUAAUGUAUGUCUUGUGUUGGAGGACGAAUCCAAUAUAGGGUCCAAAGUUAUUAAAGGGAUAGUUCUCCUAAAAAUGAAAAUUCUGUCACCAUUUACUCGCACAUGUUGGGGUGACUUUGGUUAAUUUUCAAAACUAGAGAUGCACCGAUGUAUCAACCGCCGAUAUUUAUCGGCCGGAUUUUUAUCAGUUUAAAACUAUCGGCUAUAGCAUGAAAAAGGCUGAUGUAACAAACCAAUGGUUUAUUAGUUAACUGUGUGAAGGCACUGAGUUGUUUAAUGUAUGUUGCAUAAUCCAACAUUUUUCUCUGGGCAAAGUAAUUAAAUACUUCCUAAAACAAAAUUAAAUCUGUACAAAAUGCAGCAGGACUCGACAAUAAGGACUGCCCGUUUGGCCAGCGUGAACGACGCUCGGGACAGUUGAGUUGAAGGAACUGUCACUGUCCCGAUCAGGCCAGUGCUGCAUCUUCACGGAAGUUUGUCCUUUGCACUUGUUUAUAAGCCUUGCGAAUUUAAACAUUCAUAUGCAAGACGAUGCGAAAGAGAACUCGAUUCUACUCACUGUGUGAGAAGUUUUGUGUGCGCACACAUCCAAAGUUAUAGACCAUGUGCAAAUACUGAAUUGAGUUCUUUCACUUCUUCUAAUUCACACAAAAUUAUAUCAAAAUGCCCGUCUUGGCGAGUAUCCUUGUAAACAUAGUCGGUUAUAUCUUAAAUAAACAUUUGAGAAAUAAAA